Molecule: messenger RNA, 774 nt
Organism: Saxophila tyrrhenica
Lineage: Eukaryota; Fungi; Ascomycota; Dothideomycetes; Mycosphaerellales; Extremaceae
Exons: 1
Coding region: 1-774 (257 amino acids)
Source: RefSeq, a predicted model, not a curated record
AUGGCGACAGUCAACGGCGACAAGAAAACCCGCAAAUCCUACCUCCUCUCCGUCACCCCCGUCGACUACUCCCUCACAGCAGGCACCAACAUCCCGGCGCCCCCACAGUCUCCUACCAAACACUCACCAGUCGAACCACCCACACCAGGUGGAGGACCCUUGACAUCACACCCCUCGCAUCCAGUCACACCAUCCGGCGAAGACACAUCAGAACCAGACUACAGCGUCAUGUCCGAAGCAACGAACCCCAACCGAGACCGCACGGAUAGCUUGCGCACCACAACCUCCCCCACCUCCGCCGCCCAACACUCCUCAUCACCCCAAGAUCCGCGCCGAGCAGGAGGCGUGCGCCGACUCUUCAGCCUCACCAACCUCCGCAGCUCCUUCAGCAGCUCACGAACCUCCCUCAGCCUCCCCCGCCAAUCCCACGACAUCCAACCCCAGCAGAACGGCGUCAAGCGGCCCUCCUCACCCAGCGUGGCCUCUACAAUGGCCCCGUCCACCAUCGAGCCGAGACCGCAGCUACGGCAGAAGAAGUCAGGCGGGAAUUGGUUCAAACGCAAGAGCAGCAUGUUUUUGAACGGCGAGCUGGAGGCGGUGAACGAGAGUCCGAGGCAGCAGGAGGCGAGGCAGGAGACGAGGCCGGAUACGAGGGAGAGUAAGCGGGUGAAGGAGAAUGGGCCACCGCCUCCUUUGCUACCCGAGAUCGGGUCGUUGAGGGGUGGGAAGGUUAGUGGGGAUAUGGGGUGGGAUGAGCAGGCUUUCAGGAGAUGA